GGUGACGACUAUUCAUAAUGGCGGCAUCAUGUUUACUAUUUGGUGUUGUAACUGAUAUUAUAACAGCGAUAUGGGUUUAUAUUGGACGAAAUCUCCCCUUUCAUAUUUUAGCUUAUGCCAUGUUCUUCCCUACACUAUUGUCCUUGUGUUUUGUUACCGAUUAUGUCGAAUAUUUCUGGAAAAUCGUGGGCACAGACCAGUUAACAUCAACUUUAUAUUACACAGUACUAGCAAUUCCAUUAUCAGUUCUACUUGUUUUAUUGUGUGUUGGUAUAGAUUUGUUGUUAGGAUGGGGCACUCGUACAUCUUUCAAGGAAGAUUCUUUGCACCAACACAACCGAACUUAUCUUUCUGGUUUUCUCAGAGCUAGUGGUGAAGAAGUUGGUUGGAGAUGCUUUAUGCUGCCAUGUUUGAUGUCGCAAUAUUCACCUAUUGUUGCUCUUACCAUAUCUGGCAUUAUAUGGGGAUUCUUCCAUGUUCCGGUUUUAAUUCUGUUAACAAACCGGCUACGUCCACCAAAACCGUACAUAACAGUUCUUGUCCAGUGUGUGGCGUGUGUUUUAGCAGCGUUUCCACAUUCAUGGAUCGCCAUUAAAUCUGGAUACUCAUUUUGGGCUAGUGCAAUGUUACAUGCAGCAUGGAAUAGGCUGAAUCCUCUAUUACUGGGAAGUAUUUAUACUCAAACUCCAGGAUAUAUAGAGGGGGAACAAUGGUUGAUUAAUGGAGAAGGAUUGGCUGGUUGUUUGGUGAUGUUACCAGUAGCUGGUCUUGUUGUUUGGGAUCUUAGUUAA
Lottia gigantea (owl limpet) is the source of this 791-nucleotide messenger RNA. RefSeq lists its product as hypothetical. The record is from RefSeq and is a predicted model, not a curated record. The coding region runs from base 18 to 791 and encodes 257 amino acids. The transcript has 5 exons. Gene Ontology annotation, cellular component: membrane. Gene Ontology annotation, molecular function: metalloendopeptidase activity. Gene Ontology annotation, biological process: CAAX-box protein processing. Lineage: Eukaryota; Metazoa; Mollusca; Gastropoda; Lottiidae.